Messenger RNA from Daphnia pulicaria, 902 nucleotides. RefSeq lists its product as uncharacterized. The record is from RefSeq and is a predicted model, not a curated record. Lineage: Eukaryota; Metazoa; Arthropoda; Branchiopoda; Diplostraca; Daphniidae. Bases 215 to 631 code for a protein of 138 amino acids. The transcript is spliced from 4 exons.
GCCGUCCACUGCUGAUAACACUGCUAAUAAGAGAUGACGGAAGAUUUGGUUUCAACGUUUGAAAUCAAUGGUGAAUCAAACCCACACCUUACUUCACUCCCACACGCGAAGCGACUACAUCAUUGCAUUCAUUGCCAUUGAACGAGCACGUUGACCUGCCACCGACUUAGCCAACGUUUCGCAGAAUUUUUCCAUAGGCGACUAAAUAUUCAGUAUGGGCCAUUCAACAUUCUCUAGUAUCCUUUUUUUUACCAUUUUUUUCGUCUUUUUGUCUCAAAUGUUUCCUAUUACCCAAGGGAAAGGUUUCGGAAAGUGUGACAAGGACAGCAUAUGCGGGCCUGGAUUUUACUGCUCAGACUCCAACCUUUGCGAAAUAUGCGUACCUUGCGAAAAGGUAUUCAAUCGCCAGUCGCUUACGUAUAGCUCGGGUGAAUCCGUUUGCGCAAAGUCUGUGGCCAAUUGUGGACAGUGUUUGGAAGGAUUUCAAGCUUUUGACAGAAGUGAUGGGCAACCUUCUGAAAAAUGUUUCCCUUCGGAUAAAUCCAUUUCGUACUCCAACACUUCAGUAUUAGCAGCCCCAGCAGCAUGGGCCAUUUUCUUCCUUUGUUUCCUUAGCUGGAUCAUCUACUAAAAGAGAGAUCAACCUAAUUUUAUUGUGACGACCUCGAAUCUUGCCACGAUCUUGCCAUAUUUCCCACACGAACCGAAAUUGAUGCUCCAAAAAUGUUCUCUUCUCUCUCCCUACUUAAUCUAUCUCUACGGUAUGGACAUCAUCGGACAUCAUUUUGAAUGCUCUUCGUCUUUCGUCACAUGAAAUAUUAACAGUAAAAAUGUCUUGAUGCCAAAUAUGCAAUUAAAAAAAAAACAGUGUACGAAUUUUCUUACGAAUCGAUAUCAAUAUA